AUGGAUGGGAAAAAAGCAUUGGAAGGGUCAGCACAUCACUCUACUGUGGAAACAAGGUCAGUUGCUCGUGCAUCUUCCAGUAAAUCUUCGCCAAGCAAAUUAUCAGCUAGCAGCAGAGCCAUAGCCGCAGCUCAUGCUAAGGUGGAGGCAGCCCGCGCAAGGGCUGAAUUUGCUAAGAAGGAGUCAGAUGUUCUGAUUGAAAAAGCACGAAUCGAAGCUAGAUUGAACACACUCAGACAUGAAAAGGAGGUGAUAGCUGCCUUAGCAGAAGCUAGUGUGCUUGAAGCAGCAGAGGAGUCUGAAGUGGUUGAUGAUAAAUCAUUCCUGCAAGAAGUGGAAGAGAGAACACGUCAGUAUGUUCAGCUACAGCUAACAGAAGAUGUUAAGCCACACGCACAACCCAUAUCACCAAUAAUUCAUGUGCUGAAAACUGAGUCUCCCCCAAGACAGCGUCUUACUGAGUUCACAGUUGAAGCUCAUUCUUCUAAAACGCCUGAACUUGCCAGACCAGCACCGCAACCCACCAAGACUAUACCUCAUCACACAUCUCCAUGGCGAUCUACAGCUGGUGCAGGACAAUUCUCACCUCUCAAAGAUGUUUCACAACAGCCAGUAGAUGGCAGUCCAGACAUUAGCGAUGUAGCUAGAUACUUGGCACGCAGAGAUCUGAUUACCUCUGGCCUCUCACAGUUUGAUGAUUCUCCUGAGACCUAUUGGGCAUGGAAAUCAUCAUUCAUCAACGCCAUCGUUGGAUUACACCUCAGUGCCAGUAACCCCUCUACCGGAUUGACCAAGGCUUGGGAACGCUUGGAGGAAUGCUUCGGUUCUCCAGAGAUUAUAGAGAAGUCACUCUUCGACAGGCUCAUAAACUUCCCAAAGGUCACCAACAAGGAUCCAGUGAAGCUGAGAGAACUCAGUGACCUCCUUCAUGAGUUAGAAGCCGCAAAGCUAGAAGGCUAUCUCCCUGGCCUUAGCUACUUAGACACUGCACGUGGUGUCGCUCCUAUAGUGGAGAAAUUACCAUACAACCUCCAAGAGCGGUGGCUUAGACAGGGCUUCAAGUACAAGGCCACUCAUGGUGUAACCUUCCCUCCGUUCUCCUUCUUCUGUGAGUUCGUCUGUGAUGAGGCACGAGCACGCAAUGAUCCGGGUUUCAGGCUGCAACCUGGUAACACAGAGUACCUAAAGCAAAGCGCUACUGCUAAGAAACCGCAGAAGAGUCUAGUGUUUGCCCACAAGACAGAUAUAUCACAGGAGAAAGUGAAGUGGGAGGUUUCAGGCCACAAAGCUGGUGAUGUUGAGAAGCAAUGUCCCCUUCACAAGAAGCCGCACCCUCUCAAGCGCUGCAGAGGGUUCCGCAGCAAACCCUUAGAGGAACGUAAAGCCCUUUUGAAGGACAUCGGUGUCUGUUUUAGAUGUUGCUCCUCAACAAGUCACAUGGCCAAAGAGUGCACCGCAGUCAUUAAGUGUAGGGAGUGUGAUAGUGAGAAUCACGUCUCAGCUCUCCAUCCUGGACCGCCACCGGCGACAUCUGGGCAUGGCGGGGAGAGCACGGAAGAAACACCACCAUUAACUGUCGAGUCAAGCUGCACCGAGGUGUGCGGAGAGGGUCAAAGUCCACGGUCCUGCUCCAAGAUCUGCUUAGUAAAGGUCUUUCCUGAAGCACACCCAGAGAGAGUGACAAGAGCUUAUGCGGUUCUAGAUGACCAAAGUAACCGGUCUCUUGCAAGACCUGACUUCUUUGACAUGUACAACAUCAAGGGAUCAGACUCACCCUUCACACUGCGUACGUGUGCUGGGACAACAGAGAUGAUGGGUAGAAGAGCCACAGGGUUCAUUGUGCAGUCACUAGAUGGAACUACAACGCUCACCUUGCCCACGCUAAUUGAAUGCAGCAACAUUCCAAGCGACCGUGCUGAGAUCCCAACUCCUGAAGCGGCUUUAUAUCACACUCACCUCAAACCCAUAGCUCACUCCAUCCCAUCACUGGAUCCUGAGGCCAAGAUCCUCCUGUUGUUGGGUCGCGACUUACUAAGAGUCCACAAAGUGAGAGAGCAGCGGAAUGGUCCACAUGAUACUCCAUAUGCACAGAGAGUGGACCUGGGAUGGGUCAUCGUAGGUGACGUCUGCUUAGGGAGCACCCACAGGCCUGCAGCUAUUCAAACUUACCACACCAACAUCCUAGAAAACAAACGCCCUUCCUUCUUCAGCCCUUGUCCUAACAAGCUUCAUGUCAAAGAAAAGUUUGGGUCCCUGUCUGAACAGACAGCCGUUCCAGCCCUUCGCAGAUCUUUCAAGUGUACACUAGGAAGCACAGUCUUUGAAACAACCAAAGAUGACAGCAAGAUAGGACUUUCGGUGGAAGACAGACUGUUCCUAGAGCUUAUGGGGAAAGAGAUGUUCAUGGACAAUGCAAACAGCUGGGUUGCCCCACUUCCAUUCAGAACACCUCACGAACGCCUACCUCACAGUCGCGACCAGGCACUCACGCGGCUGGCUUCUGUCCAACGCACUCUGGAGAAAAGACCUGAAAUGAAGAAGCACUUUGUCACUUUCAUGCAGAACAUCUUGGAUCGUGACCACGCUGAGCAGGCUCCUCCUCUCCCAGCUGGGAAAGAGUGCUGGUAUUUACCGAUCUUUGGAGUUUACCACCCGCAGAAACCUGACCAAAUCAGGGUGGUCUUUGACUCAAGUGCGAAGAGCCAUGGCGUUUCACUCAAUGACGUCCUGCUGUCUGGACCUGACCUAAAUAACAGCUUGGUCGGUGUUUUGUUGCGGUUCAGACGUGAAGCCGUUGCAGUGACUGUGGACAUAGAACAGAUGUUUCAUAGUUUUGUUGUCAGGGAGGACCACCGAGAUUUCCUGCGAUUCUUCUGGCACAAGCACAAUGAUCCCGCCGAUGACCUCUGUGAGUAUCGCAUGAAGGUUCAUGUAUUCGGCAACAGUCCUUCUCCUUCAGUUGCCAUAUACGGACUUCGACGCGCUGCAGCUCAUGGCGAAGAGGAAUUUGGCUCUGAUGCGCGCUGCUUCACUGAGAGGGAGUUCUAUGUGGAUGAUGGGCUUCUGUCACGACCCACAGCCAGCGAGGCAAUCGAUCUAUUGAAACGGACACAGAAGAUGCUUGCCAUAUCUAACAUCCGUCUCCACAAAGUGGCAUCCAACAGCAGGGAAGUUAUGGAAGCAUUUCCUGUCGACGACCGCGCCAAAGGGCUCAAAGAACUCAACCUAGAUGCUGAUGCAACACCUAUUCAGCGAAGCCUAGGCCUAAGGUGGAACUUAACUGAGGACACGUUCACCUUCCAAGUGACUGACACAGUCAAGCCCUACACACGGAGAGGUGUCCUAGCCACCAUCAACGGACUAUUUGAUCCACUGGGGUUUGCUGCGCCAGUCACAAUUCAGGGAAAGAUGCUGCUCAGGGAACUCUCCAGGAAGGCUUUGGAUUGGGACUCUCCUCUUCCUGCAGACAGGGAAGCUGAAUGGAGCGCAUGGAGAGAUUCUCUCAGUGAUCUUCAGCAGUUACAGAUUCGAAGACCUUAUGCUGCUACUUCAGUGUCAACGGCUACAAGGAAAGAGUUACAUGUUUUCGCAGAUGCUUCAGUGAAAGCUAUUGCAGCUGUCGCCUAUCUCAAAGUCAUUGAUGCAGAAGAGAAGCCUCAUGUUGGAUUUGUACUGGGCAAAGCUAAACUAGCUCCACAGUCUGCGCACACCAUCCCCAGAUUAGAACUGGGUGCUGCUGUUUUAGCUGUGGAAAUCGCAGAGGUCAUCACCAGUGAAUUGGACAUCGAUCUGAAUGCUGUUGAAUUCUACACAGACAGUCGUGUAGUCCUUGGAUACAUUAGUAACCAGACCAGGAGGUUCUAUGUAUAUGUUGGCAACAGGGUGCAACGUAUCAGAAGAUCGUCAGAACCCAAGCAGUGGCACUAUGUCUCCACAAACUCUAACCCAGCCGACAUAGGCACUCGGUCUGUGUCUGCAGCCAUGUUGAGUGACAGCGCCUGGCUCAAGGGACCUGCCUUCUUGUCACAUGCCAACAGAGACCCAGACACAGACGCCUAUGAACUCAUUGACGCUGAUUGGGAUGCAGAGGUACGAGCAACUGCCACUCACCUGCUCAUCAAUUGGCCUCAGCUUGGAUGUCAGAGGUUCGAACGGUUUUCUUCAUGGAAGAGGCUGAUUAGGGCCAUGAGCUUGCUAGUCCACAUUGUCCAAUCCGUCAAAAACAAAGCUCAGGAUCAGACAUGCCGUUCAUGGCAUUACUGCAAACAGCCACGCAGCGUUGAAGAGCUGGCAAAAGCAGUAAAAAUAAUCAUCAAAAGUGUGCAGAAAGAAGCCUUCAAGGAAAAACUUACCUGCAUAGCUGGUGGAAAAGACAUCCCCACUCACAGUCCUCUGCACAAACUCAGUCCCUACUGUGAUGAAGAAGGAAUGCUUAGAAUAGGAGGACGGCUCAGACAUGGCGAUCUGGAAUACAAAGAGAAACAUCCUCUUGUUCUUCCAGGGGGUCACGUUGCGAAACUGCUCGUAGAGCACCAUCACCAGCGAGUGAUGCACCAGGGUCGAGUUUUCACUGAAGGAGCAGUGCGAUCUGCUGGAUAUUGGAUCAUUGGAGCAAGAAGAUUGAUCAAGCAUGUCCUGCACAACUGCAUCACCUGCAGAAAACUCAGAGGCCGAGCAAACACUCAGCUGAUGGCAGACCUACCACCUGAUCGCUUGAGCAUGGAACCUCCCUUUACCUUUGUGGGCCUAGAUGUAUUUGGUCCUUGGCCAGUUGUCACGCGGCGCACCAGGGGAGGCCAUGCAAACAGCAAGCGGUGGGCCAUCCUUUUCACGUGUCUUAGUACACGCGCCAUCCACAUUGAGCUGAUUGAGUCAAUGGACUCCUCAAGUUUCAUUAAUGCCUUCCGGAGGUUCAUCAGCUUGCGUGGACCUGCCAAACAGAUCCGAUCAGACUGUGGUACCAAUUUUGUUGGUGCUUGCAGGGAGCUGGGGUUCCUGCAGACAGACCCGAACCUGUCCAACAUCAGAAGGUACCUCGGAGAAGAAGGUUGCACGUGGGUCUUCAACCCACCUCAUUCCUCUCACAUGGGAGGCAGCUGGGAGAGAAUGAUUGGGAUAUCCAGACGCAUCCUAGAUGCAAUGUUUCUCCAGUCUAGCCAUGUUCAAUUGACACAUGAAGUGCUUUCCACUCUCAUGGCAGAGAUAACAGCCAUAAUCAACGCCAGACCAUUGUCCCCUAUCACGACAGACCCAGACUCACCUUUCCUGCUCACGCCAGCGAUGCUCCUUACCCAAAAGGUCUACUCUCCUCCUCCUUUCCCAGGUGGUUUUGACGGAAAAGAUCUGCACAGGCAGCAAUGGAGGCAGGUGCAGCAUCUCGCGGACAUAUUUUGGAACAGAUGGAGACGGGAGUAUCUUGGGACGCUUCAGAGCCGGAGGAAGUGGCAGGCCGACCGGCCAAACCUCCAAGUUGGGGAUUUGGUGUUGCUGAAAGACCAGCAAGUGAAUCGCAACGAAUGGCCAAUUGGGCUCAUCCACAACACCUUUCCAGACAAAGAUGGUAAGGUCAGAAAAGUCGAGAUCAAGAUCUUCAAGAAUGGAGCAGCUAAGACCUACCAGAGGCCUGUAUCUGAAACGGUGCUUCUCAUGUCCCGUGACACCUUAGAGUCCCAGGACUGUGUUUAGAGACUUUAAUUGUGCGUUCACGUAAGAUAGUUUGCAGUUGUAGUGGUAUCUCACAAUACCAGGCGGGGAGUGUCACGGCAUUGGAACCUUUUUGGGUUUUGGCGCCACCUAGUGUUUUCUAGUGGGGGAAAUAUUCAUUAUUAAGCCUGCUUUUAUUUUGACACUUACCUUCAGUUGAUGUAACUUCCUGUGAUGUCAUGUUCAGCUAGAGGAGGAAGUUCAUUACUUCAGUUGAGUCAGACCAUGCCAAGGUGAAGAGGUGCUCAUCCUUAGGUUGUUCUUGCCCUUGGAAAGGCUUUGCUUUUUUACGAAUCCCAAGGAAGAAUUCUGUGUAUCUGAAGAUUGGAGUAAACUUUCAAAACUCA
This is a messenger RNA of Pygocentrus nattereri (red-bellied piranha), 6050 nucleotides long. RefSeq lists its product as uncharacterized. The coding region runs from base 1 to 5685 and encodes 1894 amino acids. Gene Ontology annotation, molecular function: nucleic acid binding. The record is from RefSeq and is a predicted model, not a curated record. NCBI's taxonomy places the organism in Eukaryota, Metazoa, Chordata, Actinopteri, Characiformes, Serrasalmidae. The transcript has 3 exons. Gene Ontology annotation, biological process: DNA integration.